This is a messenger RNA of Misgurnus anguillicaudatus (oriental weatherfish), 2283 nucleotides long. The record is from RefSeq and is a predicted model, not a curated record. NCBI's taxonomy places the organism in Eukaryota, Metazoa, Chordata, Actinopteri, Cypriniformes, Cobitidae.
AUGGCAGAUGGACCAAACAACGAAACUUUAUUUCCUCCAAAGAAACGCCUGAAAUCGGCAGUGUGGGAGCAUUUUGGCUACACGAAAAAUGACCAGGGCGCCAUUGAAGACGACGGAUCACCGAUUUGCAAAACAUGCCGCAAAAAAGUUUCUGCUAAAGGUGCAAAUACGUCAAAUCUAAUGCAGCACUUGCGGGAUCACCACCCAGCAUUGCAUGCUCAAGUAAAGAUUAAGACUGGCAGUGCUGCAGCAGCAGUUCAGCAACCAACUGUUGCAGAAUCCUUUGCAAAGUGUGUGACCUAUGCUCCCACUUCAAAACCAGCCCAGGAUUUGAAUAAAGCAGUGGCCUAUUUCAUCGCCAAGGAUAUGCUGCCAUUUCAGAUUGUGGAAAAACCUGGAUUUCUUCAACUGAUGAAAAAGGCAGUGCCACAAUACAAAGUUCCAACAAGAACCUACUUCGCCACAAACCAAAUCCCAGCCAUGUACAAGGAGGUAAGAGCAAGUGUGGAGGAACAGCUGGCAGAGGGUGUGUGGUUUGGUGCAACCACAGAUUUGUGGACCAGCACUGGUGGUGGAGGAGAACCCUUUAUGAGCUUUACAGUCCACUACAUUUCUGCUGAUUGGAAGCUUAAAUCUCACUGUCUAGAGACUCUUUAUUUUCCAGAAGACCACACGGGAGAGCAUAUCGCAGAAAUGAUGGAAAGCAUGCUCCUGGACUGGGAGAUAAAGAAAGAGAGUCUUUCUGGAAUUACAACAGACAGUGCCAGUAACAUGAGGAAAGCCUUUGAAUUAUUUUCCUGUGUUUGGUUUCCUUGUUUUGGUCAUAAUUUAAAUUUGGCCAUUUCCAAAGUCCUUAAGAUACCAAGGGUAGAAUCUGCUAUCAGAGCAUGCCGACAUUUGGUCCAAGGGUUUUCUCGAAGCUGGAAACGGAAACGUGAGUUUCAAAAAAAGCAGGCAGAACUGAACAUCCCUGAACAUUCACUGAUAAAUGAUGUGGCCACCAGAUGGGGCUCCACAUUUGAAAUGAUUUCCAGGUUCUUAGAACAGCAGCAAGCCAUCUGUGGGGUGCUAGCAGGAGAUAGAAACACCUGGCAUCUUAUGCCUAAAGACAAUGACAUCACUGUCCUGGAGAAAGUAAGCCAGCUCCUUUGUCCUCUCCAUGAUUUUACUGAUGUCCUGGCAUCAGAGAAACAAGUCACACUUUCCUCCCUGAUGCCAGUCUUGGAGCACAUUAACAGUGAGAUACUUCAAGAUCAAGAGGAAGACUGCAGUCUCACUAAACAAAUGAAACGUGUAAUAAGAGAAGACCUGUUAAUGCAGGCAAGAUAUACAGAGGAAAUGAAGAAUGUUAUGAACAUAUCCAGUUUUGUGGAUCCCAGGUUCAAGGGAAACUUUACUGAGAAUCUGGAUGACACAGUCAAGGCAUGCAGUGACGAAGCAAUGGCACUUGUUGCAUCACAUCCAGAGAUUCCAGACACAGAAAAUCCUACAGCAGCAACCACAUCAAGCACCUUCUCCACCACCACCAAAAGAAAAGAGAAGAGCCUGUCUGGGUUAUUACAGCAAAUAACCAGUGCAAAGAAGAAUAAGUCACUAGCUUCAGGACAUUCAAUGCCAGUCCAAGAAAAACUUGACUCAGAGGUGAAACUGUACUUGUCACUUCCUUCAAUUAGUGCUGAUGCAGAUCCAUUGGCUUGGUGGAAAGCACAUGUGGAACAAAUGCCGAUGCUUUCAAAAGUGGCCAGAAAAUAUCUCUGUAUCCCUGCUACAAGUGUGCCCUCCGAAAGGGUUCAGUGUAUGAACGUCAGACUACGACCCCUUAUGGAUGUCUCUGGACGUGCAAAACAGGGUCAGUAUCUGGACGUCACUCUUGCACCCCUCUUGGAUGUCUGUGAACGUGCCAAAAAGGGUCAGUAUCUGGACGUCACUCUUGCACCCCUCUUGGAUGUCUGUGGACGUGCAAAACAGGGUCAGUAUCUGGACGUCACUCUUGCACCCUUCUUGGAUGUCUGUGGACGUGCCAGAAAGGCUCUUCCGCCACCGUCUGCAGCUCUGUGUCCAUCAGUCGGCACCCUGGUCUCCUCCAUGAUGGCUCCUUCCACUCCUCCAUGGCUUCUCAUGCUCAUGUGUCGCCUUGCUCAAGGCCCCGUCCUGGACUGCAUCUGUCUUCCUCCUCCUUGCAAUGCAUCUGCCUCCAGAACCUCUUCCUACUCUUCAUUGCUCUCCAUGGCGCAAGUUUGCAGGGAUCGUCUGCCUUCACUCACUGGACUACAUUACCCAUAA